Messenger RNA from Hymenoscyphus albidus, 246 nucleotides. NCBI's taxonomy places the organism in Eukaryota, Fungi, Ascomycota, Leotiomycetes, Helotiales, Helotiaceae. The record is from the annotation of a GenBank genome assembly.
AUGACAACACAAACCAAAACCGCUGAGUCCUCCUCCUCCCCUCCAUCCAUCGCGAUCCCGGAUCGACGACGCAAUUCUAUCGGAGAACACUUGCAUAGUCCCAAUGAAACUUGGCGGCCUAGUGCGACGAGACGGCAGAGUUGGGAUCGGGAGGCCUUGAAGAGGGAGGUUUAUGUUAAGCAGAUGGGUCCUGGUGGUGGGAAGGGGGAUGGGAUGGGGUUUACGGAGAUUGAUGAGGAGAAGUAG